Homalodisca vitripennis (glassy-winged sharpshooter) is the source of this 3262-nucleotide messenger RNA. RefSeq names its product putative neural-cadherin 2. The record is from RefSeq and is a predicted model, not a curated record. Bases 1 to 2772 code for a protein of 923 amino acids. Gene Ontology annotation, biological process: homophilic cell-cell adhesion. The transcript is spliced from 14 exons. Gene Ontology annotation, molecular function: calcium ion binding. NCBI's taxonomy places the organism in Eukaryota, Metazoa, Arthropoda, Insecta, Hemiptera, Cicadellidae.
AUGGCAAUCAACUCCCUCAUUAACCCAAGUGAGUGGCGUGACUGUUUUACUCUUAGAGCUUCACCUUGGUCCCUCGCGGAGCGUUGUAUGUCUGUUCAUUUUGCCACAACACCAGUGAAAGGAAACUCCACCGUAAGCAGGCUGGAAACAUUCAGAGAGGUAGUCGGACAGUUACUAGAGACAGAUACAGAUAACGUGUUAGUGUUCAAUGUACAGCCCAGCCCUGGGGACAGUAGUAGAGGCGGCAAGCUAUACACCGGAGUCCGCUUCUGUGUCAAGGAACACUCAGAAUACUUUAAGCCUGUCAGACUACUCGGGGAAAUGUUGUUGAACAGAAACACAAUAGAAAGCGCACUUUCUGCGAACAUAUUUUCUAUCGGAGAGGAGCAAUGUCAAGACGAGGAGCUGUGUGAAGGAGACAGUGGAUGUAGAACAAGGAGGAAUAUCCUGCCAGCUCUGCACAUAGUGAAUGGUAACACCACCGUCCUGGCGGGUCCAAGGGUUGAGGAGACGGCCGAGUGUGUUUGUGACGCCAGGGACUUCAGUGUCCCGGAGAGCUGCAGUUCGCACUCUUGUCUAAACGGCGGCACGUGCUACGAUACGAGGCAAGGGCCGAGGUGUUCUUGCCCCGAGUAUCACGAUGGUCCACGGUGCCAGCAGAUGACCAGAGGGUUUCAGGGUGAUGGAUGGGCUUGGUACCCUUCACUACAGGCUUGCUUGUCGUCACAUCUCAACCUAGAGAUUCUUACAACAGCAGCGCAUGGUCAGCUACUCUACAAUGGGCCUUUGGGCCCUCCAAACCCUAACAGCUUUUUCGUUACUGAUUUUAUCUCAGUGGAGCUGGUGGACGGGAUGCCACAACUUUUGCUUGAUCUCGGAUCUGGGACUGUCAAGCUAAAACUGGGAUCACGUCUGGACGAUGGCGACUGGCACCGCAUAGACGUUAUGUGGGACUCGGAGGAGGUGCGUCUGAUUGUCGACCAAUGUCGAAACCGCAACGUUACGGAUGCAAUGGACCGGGAGGUGACAGACGAUGAUCUGACGGAGUGCCAGGCUGUCACCGCCCUACCACCAUUUAGCAGUCAGCUCAACGUCCACACUCCGCUUCAGAUCGGAGGUUGGCGGAUCCAACCGUUCCUCCCCGGACAGUAUGGUUGGAGCGCGGCGCCUAAAGGGAUUGGAUUUAAUGGAUGCAUCAAGAAUAUAUUCUACAAUGGUCAAAUAGUGGACUUGGCUGCACCCGCUAUGUUCAAAGGCUCCAGCCCCGGAUGCCCUCUCACUCAAGCCGCAUGCGGGACAUGCUCACCUUGGAGCGUAUGCGAAGCUUCUCUUAUGUUUCCCGGCCAUCGGUGUAGAUGUCGCCCUGGCUAUUCGGGACCUUCAUGCUCCUCGCCUACCGUGCCUUCAACAUUUCUUCAGGACAGCUUCGUGAAGUUUGCUCUUAACUUUGAGCCCCGUCGGUUCUCAACCACCCUCCAGCUGCGGUUCCGCACGCGAGAAGAGACUGGAGAACUAUUUCGUCUGGUGGAUCAGCACCAUCGCGAGUACAUAAUUCUACAGAUAAUUGACAAAACAAUCCAGGUGAGGAUGAAUCUACACGGUUUAAGACCAAGAGAGGAAGUGAUCAGCUUGGAUCAUGUAAAUGUCAGUGAUGGAGCGUGGCAUGCAGUAAAGGUCAGUCGCCACGGAUCUACACUGAUGCUCCAGCUAGAUGGAGGGGAAGGACGGAAGUACAACGAGAGUUUCCGUUUCCGGGGACAUCAACUCUUCACAGUCGACAAACAGGAGGGGGUGUACGCUGGGGGACCCAAGGACCAGCUAGGCGCCAAGUUUAACUCUGUCCUGACUGGAUUCAACCAAGGUUGUUUAGACGAUAUCCGACUGGAUGGCCGUCUGCUCCCCCUUCCACCAGGAACCAAUGGGAGCCAGUGGGGUCAAGCCUCUGUAACUCGCGGCCUCCAGCGACACUGCCAUUCCAGAAAUGUCUGUGCCGAUGUGAAAUGUCCAGACACUUUCUUAUGUCAGGAUAUCUGGAAUGAUCACAUCUGCUCAUGUGGAGAUGGAAAAGUGUCGACAAGUAGAGGAUGUGAAGAUAGAGAUGAAUGCCUCGACAACCCUUGCUUGAACGGUGGCUUCUGUGUAAACCAAGAGAGCAGAAUACGGUAUCGUUGCGAGUGCCCCGAGGGAUUCUGGGGUCAGAAGUGCGAACUGGCCCAGGAGCGCCAGUCUAUGCGUCUGGGCUUCGGAGCACUCUUUACCAUUGUUGGCUUCAUCAUGUUUAUACUAGUGCUGGUCGCUCUGGUUGUGGCGUACAACAGACGAAGGGAAGCACCUACAAUGAAGAAGCCCGGACCGGACGAUGACGUCAGGGAGAAUAUCAUCAGUUAUAAUGACGAGGGAGGAGGAGAGGACGACUUGAACGCUUUUGAUCUUCUACCACUUAAGGUUCCUGUUAAAGGGUUGAGCUCAGAGAACAAAAAACAACAAGUCCCAGAACUCGUUGAAGGUACGGGGUUAGAGGCCAGGAUAGAAGGCCGCAGAAAAAGAGCUGAUCUCGAGCACACAGCACCGCCUUACGAUGACCUUCGUAACUACGCUUUCGAGGGAAAUUGUGAUAGCGUAGUCGGUUCACUUUCAUCUUUAGAGUCUUGUUCUGAUGCCGAUGAUGCAGUGAGAUACGUGGUGCUCGGGCCUCGGUUUGCGAGACUCGUAGAUAUCUACUCUGCUCACCUGGAAAUGUCUGAUGACUCAACGCUAGAGGCUACUGUUUAGAAGAACUUGUUUUAUAUAAUUGUUAUUUGUAACGUAGUAUAAGUGUUCUUACAAAACACUUUACAUUUGAGGUCGAAAUUUAAACUUUUAGUAUAAUAAAAAGUAUUAAUUUGGUAAGACUAUACAUCUACACUAAUGAAUAAAACUUUCUUUUUAGUUCAAUUGAAUUUGUGAUAAAAUUUUACGAUAAUGCUCUGUUUCCGUAAUAUAACAAUUUGCAGAACGUGAAGUUUUAAAUUGAAAAAUAUUUUUAAUUUGAUUAUAAAAUUUAAGUCUACAGGUAAAUAUAUAAAGGAGAUAAUUAAAUAUUAUAAAAAUAUAUUGAAUAUAAAGUUAAAACAAUAUAUAUGUAAAUUUCUUUUGGACGGAAUAAUACGAUUUGAUAUCUAAAUUUUACGCCUAUUUAUUCGUCUACAUUUGUGUUAGAAAGGCCACUAAACAUAACGUCUUGAUUUAUACUACACUGUAAUGUAAUUUUCAUUGAUUAUAA